This is a messenger RNA of Podarcis muralis (Common wall lizard), 944 nucleotides long. RefSeq names its product cystatin C (gene CST3). Lineage: Eukaryota; Metazoa; Chordata; Lepidosauria; Squamata; Lacertidae. Gene Ontology annotation, molecular function: cysteine-type endopeptidase inhibitor activity. The record is from RefSeq and is a predicted model, not a curated record. Gene Ontology annotation, cellular component: vesicle; cytoplasm.
GGGCUGCGGGGAGGCUUGCCAGGUCUGCGUCACUUUCCACCGGGGCGCGAGGCUGCCCGAAGCAGGAGAGCGGCGCCUCCCAGGCUUGGCUUUCCGCUCGAGGGGCGGGGCGGCGGGACCAGGAAAAGCGCCGCGCGCGCCCCCGAGGCGCCAGUUUCCGCGCAGCAGCGUCGCCCAGCUUCGGACGUGCGGAGGAGACCAGCGAGCGAUGGCUUGGUGGCGGUGGCUGGUGGCGUGCAGCGCCCUCCUGCUCUGCGCCGCGCCGGGCACGGGGGCCAGCAGCGGCCGCCCCUGCUGGGGGGCGUGCAGGAGGCGUCGGUGGAGGAGGAGGGCGCGCGGCGGGCGCUGCAGUUCGCCAUGAACGAGUACAACCGGGCCAGCAACGACAAGUACGCCAGCCGCGUGGCCGAGGUGGUCCGGGUCAGGAAGCAAAUUGUCUCUGGAGUCCUUUAUUUUUUCGAUGUUAAAGUUGGGCGAACAACUUGUCCGAAGUCAGUAGCCGAUGUUGAGAACUGUGCAUUCCAUGAAGCACCAGAGCUGGCAAAGCAUGUGACUUGCAACUUUCAGGUGUAUUCUGUUCCUUGGACAAACCACAUCAGCCUGAAGAGAAACAAUUGCACCUAAACGCCUGUUUGCUUCAUCAUAGCUGUUCUGGUGGUCUUCUCCAGAUUCAAGAAGAGCAAUAAUCCAGAUGUAUUCUCAAGCAAAUGUUACUAACUCUGAAAUUCUGACAUAUACUUACAGGAUGCAAGCAAAUCAUGUAGUUUUCCUUUAAAAUGUAUUUUCUAAACUUUUUCUUUGUGAUUUAUCAUUAGGUUUGUAAUCAAUGUUUUCAUGCUGGAUUAGUAUGAAAAAUAAAAACAUACCUUGUCAGAGACUGAGGUUUUGAAAAGAUUUGUGUCCCAUAGUUAUUCAUUGCUAAGAAUAAAGUACCAUUAUUCAGU